Molecule: messenger RNA, 2588 nt
Organism: Medicago truncatula (barrel medic)
Lineage: Eukaryota; Viridiplantae; Streptophyta; Magnoliopsida; Fabales; Fabaceae
Product: albumin-1
Exons: 2
Coding region: 1001-2284 (427 amino acids)
Source: RefSeq, a predicted model, not a curated record
AUAAGACGCAUACAAGAUGGCCUCUAGUAAUAAAUUCAAGAAUGACUUCUUGAAGAUGUCUGUUCCUGCUUAAUACCGAUAUGUCAAAAAAAGCCUACGAUGCUAGAUAUAUGUCAUACCCUAAAUUUUGACCUAAGGUCCCACUGAUGCGCGUCACUUGACUCUGAUCGAUCUUUGAUUUUUUCAGUGAAAAUUCGGCAGAGAGGUAUUUUAAAAUACCUCAUUUUUGUUCCGAUUGCGGGCCCUCUCCUCACUUUUUUUAUUUAUUAGUCUUUUAGUUUUAUUUGUUUUAAUUUUACCUUUAUCUUUGAUUAUCAUUACUUCCAUUUUUAGGUCUUAUUUUUCUCUUUCUUUUUUUUUCUUUUUUUCUUUUUGUGAUAAUAAAUGUCAAAGAAUAAUAAAGUGUCAAUAGGUUAGAUUUUUAUUUUUUUUUCCGAGGUCCAUUCUCUCAAACACGCCACUCCAUCAGUGCCAAAAGUCAGAUUAUUCUUUCCAAAUCAAGCUCAAACGCGUUUCAGCCUUUAACAGUCACUUAAUCACCCAUCAAGCCGAUUCAUGGUCCUUUAAUCUAUUUCCUUUUAAGAAUUUGUAUUAGCCUUUAAAAGAAAGAGAGGAAAUCAGAACUGUUCACGGACAAUUUCCACAACCAAAAAACACAAAAAAACCCUAGCCGCAAACAGAUAAAAAACCCUGGCCGCAAACCUGUAGACGAAAAAAUCAGAAACCUGCAUCAACAAUUUCCCACACAAGCCAACACCAUAAACCACCAAUUUCAAUACGAAACUCAAUCAACCAAAACCCUUCCUCGAAACCCUUAACCACACACAACACAACCGAUCGGACAAAAAAAUACGAGACAAAUCGGACCCAGCAACACCGUCGACGAGCUCAAACCGAACACCAUAGGACUGUUUCCGAGUCACCAUCGCGUCGAACCUAUCAGGGACAAACGGACCAGAAUCAUAACCACCUCGUCGCAGAUCGAAGAGAAAGGAAAGAUAUGAGGAGCCUUAGGCAGUAUAGUUUCAGGAAGCCGGAUCUUUUGAGUUUGAGGAAGCUAGGGAAGAAAGUGCUUUGUACGGAUGACUUUUUCGAGCAACAUGGAAAUUUGCUGGGUGUUGUUAAGACGGAUAUCGACGAAGGGCUUCUCAAUGCUUUUGUCCAGUUCUAUGACCCGGGCUACCAUUGCUUUACUUUUCAAGAUUACCAGAUCCUUCCCACCUUGGAGGAGUACUCUUGUUGGAUUAAUCUACCAGUGUUGGACAAAGUACCUUUCAGUGGCCUCGAGGAAACUCCCAAACACUCAACCAUUGCCGCAGCCCUCCAUCUUGAAACGGACGAAGUGAAAACACAUCUCAUCACCAGGGGGAAAUUUUUGGGUUUCUCCACUGAUUUCCUUUACGAAAGGACCACAUUCUUUGACAAAAUGGGGGUUGCCUAUGCUUUUAACUCUAUCCUUGCCUUGCUUGUUUAUGGCCUCGUACUCUUCCCUAGCCUCGACAACUUUGUGGACAUCAAGGCCAUCCAAAUUUUCUUGUCAAGGAACCCUGUCCCUACCUUAUUAGGUGAUACCUAUCUCUCCAUCCAUAGACGUACCCAAGCUGGUCGUGGAACUAUCCUUUGUUGUGCACAAUUGUUAUAUCGGUGGAUCACCUCUCACUUACCCCGAACUCCUCGCUUCACCACCAAUCCAGAAAACCUUCUUUGGUCAAAAAGACUCAUGUCCCUUACUCCAGCCGAAGUAGUGUGGUACGACCGGGUUUAUGACAAAGGAACUAUUAUUGACAGUUGUGGGAAAUUCGCCAAUGUACCACUUCUUGGUAUGGAGGGAGGAAUUAGCUACAAUCCUACACUUGCCAGACACCAGUUCGGAUAUCCCAUGGAAAGGAAGCCUCUCAGCAUCUAUCUAGAGAAUGUGUAUUACCUCAACGCAGAUGACAGUACAGGCAUGAGGGAGCACGUCGUGCGAGCUUGGCACACCAUUCGUAGAAGAGAUAAAGACCAGUUAGGAAAAAAGACAGGUGCCAUUCAUCAAUCGUACACUCAGUGGGUAAUAGAUAGAGCUGUCCAAAUCGGGAUGCCUUACAAGAUAUCAAGGUUAUUAUCUGCAAUCACUCCAGCACCACCCCUACCUAUGACCUUUGACACCGAGAAAGAGUACCAAGAGCGUUUAACCGAAGCGGAACGUGAGAUACAUAGGUGGAAAAGGGAGUAUCAGAAGAAGGAUCAGGAUUAUGAGACUGUAAUGGGCCUGCUGGAGCAAGAAGCCUAUGAUAGCCGAUAGAAAGAUGUGAUAAUCGCCAAGCUGAAUGAAAGAAUCAAGGAGAACGAUGCCGCCCUUGAUCGAAUUCCCGGGCGAAAGAAGAGGCGUAUGGAUCUCUUUGAUGGUCCACAUUCUGACUUUGAGGAUUAGGCCGCUUCAGGAGCUUGAGAGUCUCUCAGUUUGUCUUUCAGGUCAUUUUCUAGUUUUCCUUUAUGUAUUUUGGAGUCUAUCCCUUGACUCAGUUUGUUAAAAGGGAAUUAUCUUUGUUUUACUUUAAAGUCUAUCCCUUGGCUUUGUUGUUAGGAAGGGAAUUAUCUUGUAAUCA